UUGAUAAGGCAAAUAUAUUAUCGAUGCAACUAAUAAAUAUCGACAGUAAACACGUUGGUGCUCGAAUUCCCAGUCGUCCUCGAGCCUAUUGAUCUGAGUGUUUCUAACUAGUCAUUCUCUUCAAAGCUACAUCCAUUAACUAGUCGUGUUCGAUGUCAUUUGGCGUCAAUGUCGCCUACCACAGUCGUUCAAGCCCGAGGUGAGGAGCAAAAACCAUUCAACGACCUCACCCAGUAUCUCCGUAAGCAAUCCAACUAUCCAAUUGCUCACGGAGGCUUCGGAGAUAUCUGGAAGUGUAGCUUACCUGACGAGAAUGUGGCAGUUAAAGCCAUCAGAUCUUACUUCAUUGAUGAGAAUGACAGGAUCAAGAAAGAUAAGAGAUUGCGUCGAGAAUUAAUCAUAUGGCAAAAACUUAUCCACGACAACAUCCUUCCAUUGUAUGGCGUUGCUCUCGGAUUCGGUCCGUUUACUGCCAUGGUGUGUCCGUGGGCGAAAAAUGGAUCCUUGAUUAUGUAUCUUGAGUCCCAUCGAGACCUUCUGAUAGCCGGACGAUUCAAACUUUUGUCUGAUGUCGCAAGUGGUCUACAUUAUCUUCAUACAAAUCAAGUUGUACAUGGAGACCUCAGUGGGUCCAAUGUUCUGGUGAUGGAGAAUGGCACCGCUUGUCUUUCGGAUUUUGGGCUUUCCGGUGUUGUGUCCGAUUUUUUUGGUUCAUCAACUUUCUCUUCUACUAUCUCCGGCAACAUUCGAUGGGGAGCCCCAGAGCUGUUCGCUUUACCGGAAAACCAAGACGGCUCAAUCAAUCGCCCUAGUAAAGAAGCUGAUGUCUACUCAUUCGGCAGCAUCAUGUUACAGGUUCUCUCUGGGAAGGUCCCUUACUAUUACAUCAAACAGCAGAUGCAGAUUAUCAUGAUGGUAGUGAAUGGCAAAAAACCCAGACGCCCGGAGGAGCCGACGAUCACGGAAGAACAUUGGAGCAUGAUAGAACGCUGCUGGAGUCCAUGCGAUGCCCGACCAACCAUUGAAGAUAUCCUAAUUUUUAUCGCGGCACAACGAAGUAAGCACAAC
Suillus fuscotomentosus is the source of this 1068-nucleotide messenger RNA. Its product is annotated as kinase-like domain-containing protein. The annotation marks the transcript as partial. Lineage: Eukaryota; Fungi; Basidiomycota; Agaricomycetes; Boletales; Suillaceae. The transcript is spliced from 8 exons. Gene Ontology annotation, molecular function: ATP binding; protein kinase activity. Gene Ontology annotation, biological process: protein phosphorylation. The record is from RefSeq and is a predicted model, not a curated record.